AUGAUUUGUGUCUGGCCUGAUACUCGACAGUCUCAAAACGGCCUUUCCGCAGUAUCUUCAGAAGUCGUUACAAUCAUUCUUAUGGACAAUGCAUGCUGGACCUAUCUGGCACAGACUAUAAAAGUCGUGAAGCCAGUUGUUGACAUGAUUGGUGACUGCGAGUCCCGACAGGCUACACUCGCAGACUGCAUGUUACAGCUUCUUAGUACCACAAGGACAUUAUCGGAGAUGAGAUGUGAAGGCAACAAAGAUCCUGCCUUUCUCAACCAUGCCCGUGCUGUAUUUGACAAGCGGUUCCACAAAAUUGCUACACCGAUCCAUAAACUCACUCUGUUCCUACACCCACUCUGCCAUCAACUAGCUAUCUGUGAUAGAGUUGGCUUCACACUGGCUGAUAUCAAGAAAACGGCACUGGGAUUGGCAAAAAAGUGGAAAUGGUCAUUGGACAAGGCUAUGCAACUGUCAAAUGACCUCGAAUGCUACUACCAAUGCAAGGACCCCUUUGCAGGUGGAACAGGAAAUGCCAGAGAGUGGUGGAAGUCCCUCCCUAUCCAGGCAAUCAAGUACCCGCUCAAAUCCCUCGCUAUCAUCAUCCAUUCCAUUGUUCCUCAUUCUGCUGAAGGUGAACGACUCUUCUCACGCCUUGGUGGCGUUCAGACACCAAAGCAGAACAGCUUGUCGGUACUGGUCUUUGAGAAGCUGGCUGUCGUCCGUAAUCAUCUCUCGAAUCAGCUAACUAUACGAGAGAAAGUACCAGCGAAGUCUACACACUGUAAACAUGCACAUAUGCAUACUGCUGAAGGUCCCACCAUAACCUCCGCUGUUGUAGAAGACCUUGAAGACUCGAUGACCUGGAAACCACCAUUGGACUCCUCUGACACUACACCUGAUCCAACCCAGGGUUCUACAGAUGAGACUCCUGUAGACACGGCAUUCAAAGACCUCGAAAAAGAGCUGGAAGAUGAACAAUCAGUCUUUGGGGGAGAUUUGUACGAGGAUGGACCAUCAAUCACCAGUGGAGAUGUGUUCAAUUUGAUGAAAUUAGAAAGGCUCUUGAGGGUGUUGCACCAGCAGCUUAUGUUGAGGAGGUUGAGGUUGUAA
Molecule: messenger RNA, 1101 nt
Organism: Marasmius oreades (fairy-ring Marasmius)
Lineage: Eukaryota; Fungi; Basidiomycota; Agaricomycetes; Agaricales; Marasmiaceae
Exons: 1
Coding region: 1-1101 (366 amino acids)
Source: RefSeq, a predicted model, not a curated record